This is a messenger RNA of Salvia hispanica, 1152 nucleotides long. The record is from RefSeq and is a predicted model, not a curated record. NCBI's taxonomy places the organism in Eukaryota, Viridiplantae, Streptophyta, Magnoliopsida, Lamiales, Lamiaceae.
AUGAGUUCUGCAAAAUCUGUAAGGCACAGAGGCGGCCAGCAGGAGCGAGGCCUACCUUUUGUCCUGAAGGGAGAAGCCAACACUUGGUUCAUGCGCCUGCCAGCCGACUCUAUCAAUACAUGGGCUGAUUUCAAGUCAGUUUUCCUAGCCGAGUUUUUCCCGUCUUCGAAGACAAGUGCAUUGAAGAGGAAAAUAUCGUGCAUAAGGCAAGAAUAUGAUGAAACCCUGAGCGAGUAUUGGGAGAAGUACAUGAGCCUUCUGGAGUCAUGCCCCAACCAUCGCAUGAAGGAGAUAGAGGUGCACCACACCUUCUAUGAAGGGAUGAACAAGGAAACCAAGGAUCUGGUGAAUUCAUCAUCUGGAGGCGAUUUCACCCAGUUGAGAGUAAGUGAAGCCAAGAAGGUGUUACGCAAGCUGUUGAAUGCAAAGAAGACGUACGACAACGCGAGAGAUGGGUACAGCAGAGAAAGGAACACUCCACCACCUUCUCCAACUGGAGGCCAAGAAGCCCCAACACUACCAUAUGAUCAGCCGGACAACUCGCUGGAUGUGGAGCAAGCAAAUGCCGCAGGAUACUACAAUUCCAACGGCAAUUGGAUUCCGGGGAAGCAAAGAGAUGCACCAUGGAGGGACCACCAAAAUUUCCGAUGGGGAGAUGGAAAUCAGAAUCAGAACCAAAAUCCUCCAAAUCAACCCAACCCCCAACCGAACCAAUAUCCCAACCGUGGCCCAACAAACCCUGACUACCAAUCUAACUGGGUAGGAAGAAACCAGCAUCCUCAGAACCAAAACUCUCAAAACCAGAACCCGAACCCUACCUAUAUGCCACCGCAUCAGCGAAACAACCAACCCCAAAACCAUAACCAAAACCAGAACCAAUUUAACCCAGGGCCACAACAUAACACCCACCACCAAAACCAAAGUCAGUACCAGCACAACCACGACCAGUAUAACCCUCUUGCCCAGUAUAACCAGUACCCACCGAACCAAAAUCAACAAAAUUUCUCAGGCUACCAGUCAAACCCACCACCUCAGUAUAAUCAGCACCAGAGCUCAAACCAAUUCCAUCACCCAAACAGGUCGAGGAGGUCUAUGGAGGACAUGAUGGGGGAGAUGCUUGCCUCGCAGCAAAGCAUUAAAAAUGACUUGUAG